AGUCAGGGAGAGGAAAAGCGAGAGGACGCUGAAGAUUGUGGAGCUUUGGGAAAAAUAUCAACAGCACAAAUAUAAAGAGAGCUUUGAAGGAAAUAGUGGGCUGUUGAGAGAGCAUCUUUCAUCCUUGUUGGCCAAACAGGUCUUCCAUCUGUAGGAGCGAUUACCCUACAGAGUCCUGCUUUACUCUGUAGUGAGAGCUCUUUGCGGGAACCGUCAGCUUGUGAGGAGCCCACGCUACACAACAGACAGGAGAAUGUAGCUGGGUUAGAUUGGCCAGCAAGCAAUGACAGCUUCCUCUCAGAGUCAGAGGCUAUUAGGAAUACCUUAGCUAUAAACAAGGAAACGUGCAGGAGUCAAAAUAAAGAAGAGUCUGGAUGUGCCGGAACUGAGCUACAAAACAGCGGAGGAUAAACAGAGAGUCCUGGGAGGUGCCACACAUCAGAACAUAGCAGUAGGACAGAGGUCUUAAAACUUUUGAGCCAAAAGUGGACUUCCAAGUCAGCGGACUUCUGGGAUAAUCAAGGACUCAGUUUAUCAGGGGAGAUCCAGUAGAGGAUACUGGGAGUUGUCAAGACGGAAGAGAGAAUUCAGAUUGCAGUGGGAGAAGUCAAGAGGAAUCUGAGAGCAGUGGACAGAGUCAAGCAAGGACAGGGAAGAGUGAGACUCAAAGGAGCCCAAAACAAGUGACACAGACACAUCAAAGAGUCAGAGUGUCCAAGCCGCAGAUCUCACUGAGAUUCCAGAGGACCAAGAGGACCCAACUGCUAUCUGUCAGUUCACACACUCACGGGCACGCUCUCGGCCCCCGCUGAUCCCUGCCAUGCCAACUCUUCCUGAGGAUGAGGAAGACUCUCCAGAGGAGCUCAACAGUACAUCCAGCUCGCCCUCCACAUAUGCUCCAGUUGAAAGCAUGAUGGUAAAUGUAACCAUGACUUCACCAGCUAUUGUGCUUCCAAGACAAGUCAGCAAGGAAGAGUCCUGUCCUCUGGAGAAAGCAAGAUCGCACAGCCCUAGGCCUCGCCUCUCCCGAAACUCUGCAUCUUCACGCCUAAUCACCACAGUGGACGAUGAUGGGCACGUGCUAGACCUAGUGAAGGAUCAGCUUCCUGAGCUGCAGUUAUCUGAAGACGAUCGUCAGAAGAACUUGGAGCUGCUCGAGGAGGCCAAGAAAGUCAGCGAUCGCUUCCUGCAGCGCAGAGGCCGACGCUCCACCUGUAGUCUCAGUGAAUCUCCAACAGCUCUCUCCCCGAACACAACGCCUUGCUCCUCCCCCAGACCAUCCAGAAACUCCCUCUCCCCACCCCCACAGCUAGGUCCUGAGGUCACCGCAACUCCUCCAGCAAGUCCUUCCAUGACUAAGCAUCUGGAGAUACCAUCAACUCUUGACCAAGGGGGCACUAGUAAGCCAGAGCAGGAGACCUUCGCAAGGCUAGUAGAUUGGAUGCCCUGUGACCAGAGAAAGGUAUCUUCAGGGACUUUAACCCUGCGUUAUUCCACUUCUGUAUCAGCCAGAGAUCCUUCUGUGGUUCAGAAGAAGUCAGACCAUCAUGCACCAGCAGACAAGGGGAAGAACUCCGAACACGCAGCCCAGAAAAAGGAGGGGACCUCUGGCUGUGGCAUCAGUCAGCCUCCAGCUACAGGGGUAGCCAAACCUGUCCCCCGGCCACACACACAGCAAGCCCCAUGCACGGCCGAAAUCAAAACAAUAGGGGCCUUCCCUCCUCUGAUGAGAGCCGUCUCCUGGGACACGGAACACAAACUGAUGCGUAACCAGAGCAUCUCCAGCCCAAAGCUUCCUGACCUGAGUGAAAUGGAGCAGGAGCGAGGUCCAUCCUCUCCACUCAUCAGCUCUCCCAGUGAAGAGGAGGCCAAAGAGAAACCUGAUGCUUUGCCCAACAUUUCAGACAUCAUGCUACGCAAGCUCAAACUGCACAGGGGUUUACCUGGCUGCGCACCCCCGCUUUCAGAGAAGGAAGUUGAGAACGCCUUUGUGCAGCUGUCCCUGGCAUUCCGCAACGACAAUUACACGCUGGAGUCGCGGCUGAAACAGGCGGAAAGAGAGCGCAACCUGACUGAGGAAAAUGCUGAGAAGGAACUGGAAGAGUUUAAAAGCGCUCUCAAGAACACUGUGUCGGUGGGUCAGAACAUCGAGCAGCGGGAGUUUUACCAGCAUAUCUUAGAAACGAUUGCUCUAUUGUAUCGCCUGACCAAUCGCCUCUCCAGCAGGGCUGAAAUGGUGGGAGCCGUGCGGCAGGAGAAGAGAAUGAACAAGGCCACUGAGGUGAUGAUGCAGUAUGUGGAGAAUCUGAAAAGGACGUAUGAGAAGGACCAUGCUGAGCUGAUGGAGUUUAAGAAGGUUGCCAGCCAAAACUCCAGCCGCUGUUAUGUGGGCUCAGUGGACCCUGGAGAGGAUGGUGUUCCACGUCCAUUUAGACCCUCGGUUGUGCAACUGGGAAGGGCUUCGCCCAGACGAAGACUCAGUGUGGCUGUUGUUACCAGGCCUAAUCUACCGAACAUCCCCGCUGGCCCACUUUCUGCGCUGUGUGAGGUGAACACUAUUAAGAAUGGCAGUUCCUCAGACCCCACACAACAAGAUGUGCCUGACAAAUCCAGUGGAAACUCUCUGACGGAGCAGGAAAGUGAAGCAACGCCAACCAAAGUCGCCUGCAGUUCAGAAAAGAUUACAGAAGAGAUCAAAGCCAAGAUUGAAGAAGAAGCGUAUAAAAAAGGAUACCAGGAAGGACUUAAGAGGUUUAAAGAACUUCAAGAGCUGAAGGAGGAGGAAGAGAAAGCCAAAGAGAAGCAGAAGGACUCUGAGGAGGAAGCAAGAGGAAAUAUUGAUAAAGACAUGAAGACUAAUAGCAGGUUUGAGGAGGCAUUAGAGGUUUUUGACCGGAUUUUCCCAAGAUUCUUCCAAAGAAAUCGAGUGCUUUGGAUCGUCCUCACUCUGUUUUUCACUUCACUCAUACUUGUCAAUGCCAUAAGCUUCUUCAGUAACUGCUACAGUGAGAGUGGAGACACCCCUGCAGAGAAGUCCCCGUCCCGGGCAAGAAGUUUUUCGGACUGAAUGUGGGGUCGAAGACACCUGCCUCAGAAUGACAUUAUUUUCUUCCAUCAUGGAGAGACAGAUCAAGGGAAUUCUGCUGGCAAUUUCUUUAACAAGCAGCUCAUAUUGUUUCUCCAGUCUUUCACACUGCAUUUAGUAAAUAGCAGAACUACUUGUUAUUGUUUAGGGACCAAGUGUGCUUAGAUGAGAAAUCAGAUUUGCUUUGUAAACUAAAUAGAUACGUUUUAAUACUUGAGGUUGGGAAAGUUGGGAUUUCUUGUUAUUGCGGAGAAACAUUUGAUAUAAGAUUAUACCACUCGAACCUUAUGAUUAAACUUCUCAGGUUUUGUGAAAUAUAUAUUUGAUAUAUUAAAACAAUAUUUAAUAGAAAAUUUGGUACAGUAUGUUUUGUUUAUGUUGUUUAUUUGAAUUGACAUUCCAAGGUAGAUCCUAAAGUGCAAUAUUUUGCAACUGGUUGUGUGGGGUUGUGCCUUCAGAGCACUGGUUUUAAUAAUACAUAAUUUUUCACAAUUUUGAAGAGCACUUUUAACUAGCAUGAAAGAAUUCAUAUUUUGCACAUGUGUGCUUGUGUUUACUGUUAUGCCACUUCACCUUGUAAUAAAGGUGUUUGAAAAACA
Messenger RNA from Carassius carassius (crucian carp), 3684 nucleotides. RefSeq names its product inositol 1,4,5-triphosphate receptor associated 1-like. The record is from RefSeq and is a predicted model, not a curated record. NCBI's taxonomy places the organism in Eukaryota, Metazoa, Chordata, Actinopteri, Cypriniformes, Cyprinidae. The coding region runs from base 821 to 3067 and encodes 748 amino acids. The transcript is spliced from 24 exons.